CUUUGCCAGGAUCCUGGAUCACAAACAUUGAUCCCAUGCCUGACAUCUCUGGUAUCUGUUUGUAAAGGAUUCCUCACAGAUGAAAGGCUACAAAACACAGACCUUCUGCUGAUGAUCUUGCUUCCUCUUGAAAAUGUCUUUGAAAGACACUGUUCUAACUACCAUCUUCACUUGCUGUCCAACCCUCCAUGCCAGCCACUUGCACUAGUCGAAGAGCCCAGCGGCCAGCUCUCCUGCCUGCUGGAUUUUAUAGAAACCUUGGUUGCCUUAAAAACAAAGCUAAAAUUUAAAUGUCUCCCUUUGCAAACAUGUUCUGUCAGCCAUCUUGCCUCAAACCUUGAACAUCAUCUCCUCUCCUGUUCCUUACUUUGUGAAGAAACAGGUUAUACUGGUGCUGAAAAGAUGUCUGCUGUGUAAAGCUGGAGAGGAUUUCCUGCCUUCUCCCCGCACUAUGUCAAACCAGCAAGAUGCAGUGUUGGACAAGGACUUGGCUGUCCUGGCUGGGACAAUGUUGGGUGCUGUGCAGCAGGGAUGGCUUCUACAGGUCCCUGUUAGUGACAGAUCAAGC
Molecule: messenger RNA, 568 nt
Organism: Staurois parvus
Lineage: Eukaryota; Metazoa; Chordata; Amphibia; Anura; Ranidae
Source: the annotation of a GenBank genome assembly